This is a messenger RNA of Symbiodinium necroappetens, 2631 nucleotides long. The record is from the annotation of a GenBank genome assembly. NCBI's taxonomy places the organism in Eukaryota, Dinophyceae, Suessiales, Symbiodiniaceae.
AUGGUUUCAGAGGCUGCUCCUUUGCCCGCAGCACAGCUUGAGCGAACCACUCUGGCUAUUGAGCUUUUGCGCAACAGAUUUCGGGUAUUGGAGUCUCGCCUCGCUUUCCUGGACGAGGGAGUUUCAGGACUGGCUUCCUUGGUGGUCGACUGGGAGGCCCGCCUCACAGAUCUGUCUUCGCGGUGCAGUGCUUUGCAAUCUGACCUUGCUUCGCUUUGCAGUCAGGUUUCGCUUUUUCAUUCUAGGCAACAGGCCUUUGAGCAAUCUUUUUCUCGGCGCGUGGAGCAGGAGAUCGUUGAAGCCUUAUCUGCUUUGCACCGACGUAUUGAUAUUCUUUGCUAUCAGAGGGCGGACCUUUGGGCCCAGUUUUGUCAUCUCGAUCGUAUGGCUUCCGAUUCUCCGGAGCAUUUUUCCUUUGUGGAUUUGGAGCCUAUUGAGGAGCCAGUGCCAGUGGUCGUGAAGCGUUUUCGUGAGAUGCUUCCUUUGGCUGCUGCCGCUUCUCGGGAGUCGGGGUUGGCCAGUGCCCCUUCUGCUUCUGCUCAGGAAUCGCCGGCUUCUUUGCGGUCGUGGUCUGUGGUGGCCCCGGCCUCGAACGAUGUUGCUCGCGAGCUUUCCUUUGCAGACCUGCGGCCUGAAGCUUCUCAUUCGGUUCCUUUGCCGGGGCCCUUGGACGUGAUUGCUCGGCUUCCUGAGGGCAGCAGGUCUUCCUUUGAGCGCCCGGUGCUUCGUGAUGCUUCUGGUGCUUUGCCUCGGCCCGUGCUUUCUGCCCCGAAGGAGCCUUCUUCGACAUCAUCGUCUUCGCCUUUGCCCCGGCCUUCCUUUGCCCCAGCAGCAUCUUAUGCGAUCCGGUCCUUUGCGGUGGCCGGUGGCAAGAGUACCUUUGCGGCUGCAGCCUCGGCUCCUGCUUUGCCCGAGCCUUCCUUUCGCACCUCGUCGGGUGCCCUGGAAAAGGAAUGGUUGCAGGCUCGCGAUCUUCCCGUGGCAUCUCAGGAUGGUGGAGGCAUCCACUCCAAGCCUGACUGGCGCCUUCGAGACCAUGUGGCUGCUGCUUCGGAUUCUCCUUUCUUUUCUGAUAAGGAGGUCCUUUCUUUUCGCGGGAUCGCCAAUCGGUGGUUCUGGGCCCAGGGUUGCCGUGACGAUAUCAAUUGGGACAAGCCCUCGGGUCAGCCUUACUGUCUUCAUGCUUUGCAUUCCUUGAGUCAGGUGGUGAAGGACGCCGACAAGCAUUUAUUUUUGGCUUUGCUCGAAGGUGUUCCCACAGGCUAUGAUGGCGAUAUUCCCAAGUCUAAUGUUUUUACUCAGCAUGACAGUCCCCCUUCCGAUGGUGACUUGUUGCUCUGCUUUGGGAACUGGACGGGGGCCGAGGCCGACCCCACUUUGCUUUGCGAGCUUUUGCAGAAAGAGGUGGAUGCUGGAUGGUUGGAGACCAUUCCUUUGCACGAGGCUCAGGCUCGCUGGGGCUCUCGCCUGGCCGUGGGGCGCCUCAACAUCGUUAUCGCCCCUGGCAAGAAGCCUCGACUUGUAGUUAUAGUUGACAGCUCGGUGUGUGGUACCAACAGUUGCUGCCAGGUUUUUGAAUCGUAUGCUUUGCCAGGCUUACAACACGUUCGUUUCAGCUUUCCUUUCAGGAUGCACAAUGGAGCUUUGGCAGGCUUUUCUUUGGACAUUGAGGCGGCGCACAAAACGGUUCGUGUUCGCGAACGUGACAGAGGACUUUUAGGGGUGCAGCAUCCGCUUCCAGAUGGUACUUUGCGUUAUCUAUUUUAUCGCGUUUGUCCUUUUGGAGCAGUUUUCAGUGCACAUUGGUUUCAGCGAGUCAGUGCCUUUCUGAUCCGUAUGCUUCACCCCUUCCUUUAUGUGCGCCACUCUCUUUUCAUGUACAGUGAUGAUUUGCUGGGCAUCACGGAGCAAUCGGUGUUGGAGAUCACCUUCGCUUUGGUCCUUGCCGUUUGCGUUUGCUUUGGAUACCCCAUUUCUUGGAAGAAGCUUCAAAUGGGCCCGCGUAUCCUUUGGAUUGGUUGGAGCUUUGACUUCGGCGCUGGGGGAGUCGAAGUUCCUUCCGAUAAAACUUCGAAGUUGCUUGCUGGUCUGCGCGACGUCUUGAGGCAGGACAGGGUCGACAAGCGCGAGCUCCAUCGCGUUAUCGGCCUUAUCCAGUGGAUCCUUCAGCUGUUUCCUUUGCUUAAGCCAUGGAUGAACACGCUUUACUGUGAUUUGCACUCUCCUUUGGGAACAAACUAUAGCAUGGAUCCGGGUGAUUUCCCUUCGAUUGCUGAUUUCUUGGACGACACCUUGACUUUUACUUCGCGCCCUUCGGGGACUGCAAUCCCCUUGGGGUCCAAGCUCCUUUCUGUUCGACACGUCGACAUGAAGCGCAAAAGUGAUCUUGCUCAGGUGCCUUUCACGUCGAAGCGUCUGUGGCUACGCGUGGCUGACCCCGCCAGCAGUCGGCGGCGUCUCUCGCCCGCUUCCAAGCAGUUUCUGCUUUACUGGAAGCAUUGGGCUGAGGACCCUCCUCUUCUUCGACCUUUGCAGGUUCCUUUGGCGUCACCUGUGGAGGCAGCCGCUGACGCCAUGGCUUCUUCCAAUAAGUUUGCUAUAGGCGGGUACGAGGCUCAAGGUGCAGCGUAG